This is a messenger RNA of Cordyceps fumosorosea ARSEF 2679, 3312 nucleotides long. RefSeq lists its product as hypothetical. The record is from RefSeq and is a predicted model, not a curated record. Gene Ontology annotation, cellular component: cytoplasm. The coding region runs from base 1 to 3312 and encodes 1103 amino acids. NCBI's taxonomy places the organism in Eukaryota, Fungi, Ascomycota, Sordariomycetes, Hypocreales, Cordycipitaceae. The transcript is spliced from 2 exons. Gene Ontology annotation, biological process: response to starvation; autophagy. Gene Ontology annotation, molecular function: protein binding.
AUGGGAUCUACCAAAAAGGACAAGAAACGUGCCAGAGCCGCCGCCGGAGGCAUCGCCACGUCGAUAACCGACGACCUUCGUGCCGCCCAGUUCUCCCUUGAUAAUGCCAACAGUACUCCUUCGAACCUGAGCCAGCCGACCUCGGACGCGUCGUCACCCCCCAUCAACACCCCGGAUCUCAAUCCCAGCGCCGCCCCAAAUGGCCACCCCGAGGUGUCGCCCAUGCUCGAUGCCAUAUCCGCAAGCACCGCCCCCAGCAUGAUGAAUGAGUGGGCGCGUGGUGCCAUGGCCGGCUCCCCGGGCAAUCUCAUUAGUCUGAUGGGCGAGUCGCCCCCGACGCAGCCCUCCUCCUACGAGGACUCCGGCCGUCUUCACCAGGGCUGGGGCCAACGCAACUUCAUGACCCCGUCGCCGGCGUCUCCUUCCCCUCCGAACCGCCGGCCCCUCAGCUACCACAUGGAUGCCCCCUUCCCCGCCGAAGAGACGCCCCCGCGUGCGGCAGGUCCCGCUGCAAGGCCGACAUCCAUGUACUCCCCCUUCCCACACAGCCGACGGGUUUCGCAGCCAGCGCUCCCCCACCAACCCCAGGCGCACUUCUACGGAGCCCCAGAUAUUGACAUGAAGUCGACGUCGCAGACUGGACUCAAGGCCGGCGAGGCUGGUCUCUACUUUGGCUUCGACAUCCUGCCUCGAUUGGACGACGUCUCUGCUGGCUCAGAUGACGUGGUACUGGCUGGACACAAUGGUGGCUUGGACGUUUAUGCCGUUACCAAGCGAGGACUCGAACCUGCUGCAUGUCUCAGAGGUCUGCGUGGUACAGUGCAUAGCGCCAAAAUCUUGCCUUGGACCUUCGGUCCGAGGCAACAGGACACUAUCGGACCUUUGAUUGCCGUUACUAUACAUGGACCCGUGCUUCCGGCCCAGAAUACCGGUGAUGCAGCAACACAGGAUGCAUCGGAAAAUCUCAGGAGAGAUGGCACAGCCAGUCCUGCAUCAGUAGCAACCUACCAGGAUGGCUUCCACCGGACCGGACCAAGCAUCGACUUUUACCAGACCACUGUCGAGGUUUAUUCCCUCAAAACAUCCAAGGUUAUUGAUGUGCUUCUCGAGGCGCCGAAAAUUGCCAUCAAUGCGGGCGUGUCUAUUGCAAGCACUCUCUUCAAGCCCCCAUCGCCAAGUGGCGCUUUCACCAUCAAGGCAGACGGAGGAUCAGUCCUGAUCUGCUCCGGUGUCACGGGCGAGUGCUGGACUUACACCCACCUUCCGGAGCCUCAAAACGGACAUGCCUUUGCCUGUAUUGGAAAAUUCUGGACAUGCCUACAGCACAGUCAUCGGAGUGAAGUUGUCGAGGAGCCGGGUAAGGCCACGCUGUCGACAACCGAAGUUCGCUUCAAUCCCCACACUCCCAUUGUCGCUCUCAACGGUCGUUGGAUUGCCUACUGCCCUGCAGCACCGUCGUCACAGACCUCUCUUCGUGCCCAUCUGCCUGUUCCUAUCCUUGGCCGCGGGCCUGGCAUCGGGACAAUGGCGCCGCCCCAUGCACCUCAGUCAAGCCUGUCUGUAGAACUGCCAAUCUCCGACAGCAUGGUAAACAAGAUCAUGCGUGAGACGACGCAGGAGCUAAUUCAAGGUGCGAAAUGGGUGGGCAAGCAGGGACUUCAGGCGUGGAAUGCGUAUUGGAACAAGGGAAACACAGCACAAACUCCGCAGCAACAGGCGCGGUCACCCCCUCAGCAGCAAUGGGCCGCCACGCACGAUGCGACGCAGUUUCCGCCCACCCACGGUACAAAUGGAAAUGCAGCCUCCAAAGAUCCUGGGCUGGUAUCCAUCAUGGACACCAUGUCGCUACCCCUAUCCUCUACUGUUCAUCCACUGGCCACAUUUGCGCCUCCUGGAGGCUGUAGUGUUCUAUCGCUGUCCCCCUCGUCUUUGAGUUUGUUCACCGCCAGCAGCAAGGGUGACGUCCAGACUGUUUGGGAUCUGCUAAGAAUUCAGCACACGCACUCGAGUCCGCUUCAAGCUUCCGUCUCGCCAAGCGCCAACGUCGGAACGCAAGUGAGGCAGGUGGCGCAAUUCUCACGCAUGACCGUCGCCCGCAUCGUUGACGUGUCCUGGACAGGGCCGCAGGAAGAUCACAUUGCAAUGGUGACUGAACGCGGCACUGUGCAUCUUCUGGACAUGCCGUUUAGUGCAUCCAUGUGGCCUCCUCCCCGCCGGCGUAAGAUUGCCCCAACGGCAGGGGCCGAGUCGUCAGAGCCCGCUAGCUCUGCAGUGUCAAUUGCUUCUGGAGCGAUUGGUGCUGCCUAUCAAGCUGCGAAACCGUUUGUCGCUCGUUCCCGUCGCAGCAGUAGUAACAGUGCUGUGGUGACGACAAGUACAUUUAGGGACACAGCUGCGCAGGGCGGUCGAGUCAUCGCCGCGAGCAUCAGCAGCUCCUUGGGCAAAACUGGCUCUGCCAUCAACCAACUCCGGCAUACUGGCGAGAACCGGGUAUCUCUACCUCCGAUUCUGAGUCUCCCGUCUUCGCAAUGUGUUAGAUGGCACUCGACUCGCAAGUCACAACACCUCUACGCCCUUGGGGGUGGCAUCGUGCGAAAGUACCCUAGCCGAAGUCGGCGCGCCACUUCAAAGCGGAACAAGAGAUUGUCCCGCACAAGUCGGUACAAGGACAUGAAUGUACCCAUUCUUCCCCACGAUAGGCUUGCGCCUAUUGUUCGGCGAUUCCUAGAGGGUGACACUUCGGAGGACCACUUGGACUUGUCCGAUCUGGAGAUGGAUGCAGGCAACACGAUGACUCUCAACCGCCACACUGCAAAGGCCAAGCGAAGCCAGGGUAUGAUUUCUGCUAUUCCGCAGGCCGAGAUAGAGACUAGUGCCCCCUAUCAACCCUUUCACUCAGACCGCCGAGUUGCUGUGUUUGAGUACGCCAGAGCUGGACAGGUAGAGCCGUUGGCAAACCUUCUCGCGGAGACCAACCUUGGUGAUAAUCAGUCGUCAUCCAAGAAGAAGAGCCGACAGCAGAAGCCAAGCGCGAUUAGUAACGCGGACUCCGGCGUCUGGGCAUUCGGCCUCGACAUACCCGCGAGUAUGUUGAACAUGGGCAUGCUGGCGUCGGCUGACGAUGACUUGAACGGCAUCGACGACAGCCAGGCGCUACCACCUUCGGCCAUGGAGAGACUUAUGCAGAUAGGUGACCAGGAGCAGAUUGUGGUAACAACAAGACGCCGACGAGGUCGCCACGGCGAGCCGGACGAGGACGGGUUCUUUGAGGACGACUGUGAGGUGCUUGAUUUUGCCGAUCAAAGGGUCUAG